AGGCAGAAGCCAAGAAGUCUCUGUUUUCACGUCUGCCUAACCUAGUCGCGGUUGGCAGUCACUCUGCUUGUCAAGUGAAAGGAAGUGGACGGCGGUGGCAGAACCGUAUCUGAAUAUCAAUGUAGAACUGGAGCACAACAUAUCCGGAGCUUACCGGGGAUAAAAGAAGAAGUGGGGUCACAAUUACAAUAUAUUGCCCACACAUUGCAAGGGUGAAGAAGACAACGUGAAUUGUUUGACUUCAAGCGGUGACUAUUGGGAUAGUUUGACACCAGGAGAAUGUCUCCGACUUUUUCCCGAUGUAUGAUACUGGACUCGUUUGCCAGCAUUCAUGGCUAUGACCAUCUCUAACGGCAGAAGACCACGGAGAACUUUCUUUUGUUUGGCUCGUUAAUGCGGUUUUUUGAAAUGCACCAUAUCGUUUGUGGGCUACCAACCAGUCUUUGGAUUAACUACUGACUAUGGCGCAGCGCAUUGGACACACUCCAGAGAAAAUGCUGGCCUGCAUCGUUCUGCUAUGCUCCGGUUUUGCCAUCGCAAGCUUUCAAGAAGUCGGGACCUCUGUAACCAUGACGGGGGGAUCCUGCGACUCGCUGUGUUUCUGCGAGGAACGAGACGGCUUUUUGUACAUGAAUUGCGAGAAGCGGAACAUCAGCAGCAUAUCGCAAAUCAAAAUGCCAUCAUCAUCCACCCUGCCUUUCCAUUUGAACCUGUACAAGAACGACCUGGUGGAAUUGCUGGCGGAGGACCUGGAGAGCUUCAAGAACGCUGUCACUUUGCAUCUGGGCGGUAACAGCAUCCAGGAGCUGGAGCCAGGGGUCUUCUCUGCUCUCGGCUCUCUCAAGAAGCUCCACAUCAACAGUAAUUUCCUGGUCAUGCUGAAAGAAGACACCUUUCAGGGCCUGCAGAAUUUGGAGUACCUGCAGGCAGACACAAACUUCAUCCGAAUCGUGGAGCCAGGGGCCUUCAGCAAACUCGUCCGCCUCAAAGUUCUGAUCCUGAACGACAACGCCAUCGAGUUCCUCCCCACCAACAUUUUCCGCUUCGUGCCCCUCACCCACCUGGAUCUCCGCGGCAACCAGCUGCAGACGUUGCCCUACGUGGGCUUCCUUGAGCACAUAGGGCGCAUCAUGGAGCUUCUGCUCGAGGACAACAGCUGGGUGUGCGACUGCGAGAUCCUCUACUUGAAAAUAUGGAUUGAGAACAUGCGGUCGCAGUCGUCCAUCAGCGAGGUGGUGUGCAGCGACCCUCUCCAUCUCCGCGGCAACAUUUUGACAAAGAUCAAACGUGACGUGCUGUGCCCGUCCCACGCAGACAUCAACCUCGAAGAGCCGUCCAAGUCGCUUGACAUGGUUGUGACACCGUCGUCUAAAGUUGCCCAAAUACCCGAGGCCAAAGAUGACGCAAAGAUUCCAACACCAGCUCAAGUUCCCGAGAGCGAGUCUUGCAACCCACAGUGCUCCUGUCACAAUCAUCCCAUCUCUGGCUUUCUGAUCCACUGUCAAGACAGAGGAAUUCAAAGGAUAUCUGAUCUCGGGAUACUUCAACAAAGCCCUACCAAACUUGUUCUGACUGGAAACAUGAUACAGAGACUCUUGAAGUACGACUUUGUAACAUACGAUAGCCUGGAGUUGUUAAACUUGGCAAACAACCAGAUUGACUAUGUGGAGAAUGAGACGUUUCUCAGCCUGAGUAACUUAAGGAAAUUGUAUCUGAAUGGCAACAGAAUAGAGAAGCUGUCUCCAAACAUGUUUGUGGGCCUUCACAACCUCGAGUACCUUUAUUUGGAAUACAAUUUAAUCAAAGACAUUCAACCGGGCACGUUCAACCCGUUGCCAAAUAUGAAACUCCUGUCAAUCAACAACAACAUGUUAAGCACACUUCCGGCGCAGAUAUUCCGCAACGUGGCCCUGACUAAACUAAACCUCCGGAAAAACCUUUUCAUGCACCUGCCCGUGAGCAACGUCCUCGACCAGCUCGAGUCCCUCGAGCAGAUAUACCUGGAGGACAACCCGUGGGACUGCACCUGCGACCUAGUCAGCCUCAAGCAGUGGGUGGAGAAGCUGGACAAGGACACGGUCAUGGGCACCAUCCUGUGCCACACGCCCAAAAAGGUGGACAAAGCGGAGCUGAGGACCUUGCGGACGGAGGUCCUCUGCCCCGGCCUGGUCACCUACUACUCUCUGCUGCCCACGGACAUCGACGGCAUCCCAGCGACCACAGUCCCGCUCGGCCAGGGCCAGGACCAGGGCUUCCUGAACUCGCUAAUGGGCACCGUGCCGCUCUCCGUGCUGAUCCUGAGCCUUCUCGUCCUAUUCCUGACAGUCAUAUUCUGUGCCGCCGGCGUGGCCGUGUUCGUGCUGCACCGCCGCCGCCGGCGGAACAAGAAGAAGCAGGCCGAGGAGCAGCCGCGGGAGAGCAGCCCCAUCCAUCUGCACUACAGCAUGUACGGCCAGAAGACCACCCACCACCACGUGGCACAGCGACACAGCACGGGGAUGUACGACGAGACCACGCACCAGAGCCCCGUCAUCCAGGUGUGCCGCAACCCCACCUACUGCGCCCAGCACAAGGACAUGGAGUCGGAGCACGAGUACGACCCGGACGACCCGGCCAAGCAGCACCACAUGUGUCACAGCAUCCUGGACAAAGACAGCCACAUGCCCCCCGCCAUUGCCGUGGGGCAUCCCGGCAUGAAGUUCAGAGCUGUGACGACAGCAGGGGACUACCCUGGGGACUUUGUGACACUGGGGGACACGGGCACACUGUAUAAGAACAUGCUGGAGAGGGACCGGGAGCUUCAGCAGCUUAGCAUCACGGAGUACCUCAGGAAGAACAUAUCGCAGCUGCAGCCAGGGGUUGGGGUGGGGGUGGGGGUGGACUUGCAGGUCCCCCCUGGCCACCACCACAAAGAGCUAAAGCUCAUGGAGACUCUCAUGUAUACGCGGCCUACUAGAAAGGUCAUGGUGGAGCAGACUAAGAACGAGUACUUUGAGCUCAAGGCCAACCUCCACGCAGAGCCAGACUACUUGGAGGUGCUGGAGCAUCAGGCAGCUUUUAAGUGAGCUUUUAAUAACUACAAAGAAAUAAGAGAAAGAAUAUAUCAGUGAAUUCAGGUAAAUUGGGCCACUUUUUUGCAUAUAAGUGAAUGGCCAAAAGUGGCCCAACUUACCUGAAUUCAGCUACUAUGUAAAAGACUUUAUUUGAAUUUCUUCUUUUCACGUGUUUAACACUUACAAGUGCCUUUUCUAAAUUAUUCUGUGGGUGAGCUGUAUGAGCUGUACUACCUGAAAGAUCUUGACUUUUUUUCCCACUGUUUGUUUUUUGGCUUGGCAAUACCUGCCUCCCAACCCCUUGGCGUUGGCAGGCCCAGUAUUGAAUUUAUUGCUGUUCUCCUCCAGAGAGUCCAUCGGUCCCGAGGGGACGCUGAGUCCUACUACCUGUCUUUGGUAGCUAAGCAAAUAGACACUUGGUGUCAUCAUAUUAAGGGUUUUUUUUGGCAACAAUGUCCAUUUUGUCCAUGCAGUCUUGCCUGUUCCGGUACUCCAUGACAUGUUCUAUAACUUUUGCCAUAAUGUGCCCUGUGCCAUGGUUCAUUGAAAGCCAGCCUUUAUGCUGAUGUGAAAUCUCAACGGUUACUUUUGAACUCCAUUUUUGCUUUAUUCAUGUAUUCAUGAGUAUGUUUAUUUGUUUUCACCUUAUAGGUUAUUUUUGUUUCGCUUUUAUUCUUAGUGGUUGGUCUGUGAAAUCUAUUUAUUUUUCAAUAACAGCUCUGUCUCUGAGAGAGGAAAAAGCACUUAUUUUAUAAUGAGAUUCAGAUUUUUUUUCUAACAGCUAUCUGUAAUUAUAAUAAGUACACUACAACUGAGAAAUGUCAUUUUAAAGACGGUGCAUGACAAUCAAAUGUGCUAUGAAAAAAAAAUGUCAGUCCUCCUCCAUUUGAAAUAGACCUUUGGGGGAUGGUGGUUGGUUUGUAUGAUAAUGCCUAUUAUGAUGAUUGAUUUUACAUAAUACAAAUGCUAUAUUACAGAUCUCCCACAGCAUGGAUCUGGUUUGGGAUCUAUUUUCACAUCAUUGUUUUUGGUUGAAAAGAAAAGGAAAAACAAAAUAAGUAUAUUCAGCCUUGAAAAUGUUGUACUGUACAUGUUAAGAGCACCAUAGCUUUAUUUUAUACAAGUGUAGAUUGAAAAAAGAAAAACUAUUUAUUCUGUACAUACUUGUACAUAUGAUCACAUUUAUAUGUCUGUGUGCCUUUAACGUGGUACAAUUCCUGAGAAACUGUAAAUAAA
Molecule: messenger RNA, 4289 nt
Organism: Engraulis encrasicolus (European anchovy)
Lineage: Eukaryota; Metazoa; Chordata; Actinopteri; Clupeiformes; Engraulidae
Gene: slitrk6
Product: SLIT and NTRK-like family, member 6
Exons: 2
Coding region: 462-3065 (867 amino acids)
Biological process (GO): axonogenesis; positive regulation of synapse assembly; regulation of presynapse assembly
Cellular component (GO): membrane
Molecular function (GO): protein binding
Source: RefSeq, a predicted model, not a curated record